AUGAGCGACGUGAAAGAUGACCCUGAGAUCAGCACCAAAGGCAAAGAUAAUGGAUCUUCUUCCAUCAAACUUCCGAUGCUCUCUUCUUCGAAUUACACCGUAUGGGCUAUGAGGAUGAAGAUAGCAUUGAAAGUUAACAAGGUGUGGGAAACUAUCGAACCAGGAAAUAAAUCUGAAGAUAAGAAUAACUUGGCUAUUGCGUUGUUGUUUCAAUCUAUACCAGAGGCGUUAACUUUGCAAGUCGGAGAGUUGGAUACAUCUAAAGCCGUAUGGGAAGCGAUCAAAGCGCGGCAUGUUGGAGCUGAAAGAGUGCGUGAAGCUAGACUACAAACCUUGAUGGCAGAGUUUGACCGGCUUAAGAUGAAAGAUGGAGAUACAAUUGAUGUAUUUGUUGGAAAGCUAUCCGAGAUAUCUUCAAAAUCAGCUUCAUUAGGAGAGAUGAUAGAGGAACCAAAGCUUGUGAAGAAAUUUCUUAAAAGCUUGCCUAGAAGGAAAUAUAUUCACAUGGUUGCCUCUCUUGAGCAGGUCUUGGAUCGUAAUACAACUAGUUUUGAGGAUAUUGUUGGAAGGUUAAAAGCUUAUGAGGAAAGAGUAGCUGAGGAAGAUGAGGAAUCGCAUGAUGAGGAAACCAAACUGAUGUAUACAAAUGCAGACUCAUAUCAGGAAGGUUACGGCGGUGGCUAUGGCAGAGGAAGAGGACGUGGUGGUCGCUCUAACUGGAGAGGAAGAGGCCGUGGCCGCUCUGGCACGUAUCAUAGCCAGAAGGAAGCAUACAAACAAGGACGAGGAAGAGACCUCUCCCACAUAAAUGCUUCCAAUGUGAGAAACAGGGCCACUAUGCCUCUGAUUGUCCUGAUAAGGAGUUGA
Molecule: messenger RNA, 867 nt
Organism: Brassica rapa (field mustard)
Lineage: Eukaryota; Viridiplantae; Streptophyta; Magnoliopsida; Brassicales; Brassicaceae
Source: RefSeq, a predicted model, not a curated record